AUGACCGAAACCUUGGCUGCACGUAACCGGGAAGCCAUUGAGCACCAACUCUCACAUCCUGAAUUCCUGGCGCUACUGAUCCAGGAUGAAGUCGCGCGGCGUGAGCAAAAGAAAUACGCCAUGCGAUUUCGACGGGCGGGUUUCCGGCAUAACAAAACACUGGAGAGCUUUGAUCUGGAUUUCAACCCUAAUUUCAACCAGGCCCUGUUGAAAGAACUGGCCAGUGGUGGCUUUAUCGAAGAGAAAGUCGCCGUACUCAUCGCCGGGCCUUGCGGCACCGGCAAGAGUCACUUGGCACAGGCUCUGGGGCAUUGUGCCGUACAGAAGGGUUACGAUGUGCUGUGCCAUAGCCAGGCCAAACUACUUAGUUAUUUACACGCCGCGCGCGCCACCAAUACCUAUGAUCGACGCUUCCAAUCGCUGGUCAAGGUGCCGCUGUUAAUUAUUGAUGACUUUGGACUCAAGCCACUAAAGUCUCCGCAGGAUGAAGAUCUACAUGAUUUGAUUGACGAGCGAUACGAACGCGGUGCCACCAUUGUCACCAGCAAUCUCGACUUCGGUGAAUGGGGUGAUGCAUUCCCAAAUAAGCUAUUGGGUGCGGCAACCCUUGAUCGCCUUCGCCACCAUGCUUAUCGCGUAGUACUCGAUGGCGAGAGUUAUCGGACACCCAGACCCUGUGCAGAGAAAGCAUGA
Messenger RNA from Priapulus caudatus, 693 nucleotides. RefSeq names its product putative ATP-binding protein Rv3427c in insertion sequence. The coding region runs from base 1 to 693 and encodes 230 amino acids. The transcript has a single exon. Gene Ontology annotation, biological process: DNA replication; DNA strand elongation involved in DNA replication. The record is from RefSeq and is a predicted model, not a curated record. Gene Ontology annotation, molecular function: ATP binding. NCBI's taxonomy places the organism in Eukaryota, Metazoa, Priapulida, Priapulimorpha, Priapulimorphida, Priapulidae.